CGCACCUGCUCUCUUGCAGUUGCAACUCAAACAAUAAAAACGCCAUAUUUGACAACAUUCUUUCAGCAUUGGAUUCACAUCUUACCUCUUUUGGAUUGUUGGAUCGAAUUGCUGCACUUGUUUAUGGAAUUAGACCAAUACCAUUGGGGGGAAACCGUUCUAGAUUAGGAAAUUAAAAUCUUGAUCUGCGAUUGGUUUCUAUUAAGAUCCAAACCCCUGAAAUUUUGCUCUUUUUUUUUGUCGGGUUUUGUUAGUUAGUUUGAUUUCUACGCGAGAUGGGAAUGAAUAAGCGAGCUAAGAUAGACUCGCUGAUCUCACUGAGUCGACUCCGAUCGAUUCAAGUGUUCACAGGUUUGCUGUUUUUGUAUUUGAUUUUCAUUAGCUUUGAGAUUCCCAUGGUUUUGAGAGCUGGGUUAGGGUUGGAAUCCACAGAGGCAGAGUCUACUAUACCUAUUAUUUCACAUCCAAUAAUGAAAGCGGAAAAUGAUAAUCAGCUAUCACGAUCAAAAAAGAAUGAAACAUUGGUUUUUCGGGCGCAGGGGCGGGAAAUGGGCGGGUUUAAGAAUGUUUCGGGUAUGAAUUUCGAUGAAAAUGCGUUCAAUAGUGUGGGUAACGAUGAGUUUUCUGAGCUGCACAAAGUGGUUAGGGAUGCAUUUGCUCUAGGAAUGAAAUGGAUGGAGGAUUUAAAGUCAGGAAAAAUGCAGAGUGAGCUGCUAAAUCGGACGGCUCUGAAUAGAACAGAGGAGCCGUGUCCAAGUUCGGUGGUGUUGUCUGGGGACGAUUUGAUUGCGAGAGGGAAAAUAAUGGUGAUACCGUGUGGUUUGUCGUUGGGUUCCCACAUCACACUUGUUGGGACUCCACGGCAGGCCCACACUAGUAAGGAGUCGCAAGCGGGGAUUAGGAAGGAUGAUGGGAGGAGCAAGGUGGAAUCGCAGUUCCUAAUGGAGCUGCAGGGGUUGAGAGCUGUGGAUGGGGAGGCGCCACCUAGAAUACUGCAUUUCAAUCCCAGGUUAGAGGGGGAUUGGAGUGGGCAUCCCGUGAUUGAGCUAAAUACCUGUUAUAGGAUGCAAUGGGGGACUUCUCAGCGCUGUCAAGGGUGGAGGUCGAGGGCUGAUGAGGAAACUGUUGAUGGACAGGUGAAAUGUGAGAAAUGGAUCCGUGAUGAUAGUGGGUCUGAAGAAUCAAAGACCACAUGGUGGUUAAAAAGGCUGAUUGGGAGGACAAAGAAGGUCACUGUUGAUUGGCCUUUUCCUUUUGCACAAAACAAGUUGUUUGUACUUACACUUAUUACUGGUUUGGAAGGGUAUCACAUCAAUGUGGACGGGAGACAUAUUUUAUCCUUUCCAUAUCGCCCCGGUUUCACUCUUGAGGAUGCUACGGGGCUGUUUAUCAAUGGGGAUAUCGACGUUCAUUCUAUUGUUGCUGCUACUCUGCCUACUUCACACCCAAGUGCUGCACCCAGGGAGCAUCUGGAUAUGUCUGUGAAGUGGAAAGCCCCAAGCCUGCCUACUCAACCUGUAGAUCUCUUUAUCGGCAUCCUUUCUGCUGGCAAUCAUUUCGCUGAGCGGAUGGCUGUGAGAAAAUCUUGGAUGCAAUAUGAAUUAGUCAAAUCUGCAAAUGUUGUCACUCGCUUUUUUUUAGCAGUGCAUGGAAGAAAGGAAGUGAAUGUGGAGCUCAUGAAAGAAGCAGAUUAUUUUGGUGAUAUAGUCAUGGUUCCUUACAUGGACAAUUAUGAUCUCGUUGUACUGAAGACUAUUGCAAUUUGUGACUAUGGGGUUCACUCAGUGGCAGCUAAGUACAUUAUGAAAUGUGACGAUGAUACAUUCGUAAGGGUAGAUGCUGUUAUGAGGGAAGUAAACAAACAAAGUGGUAGAAGCUUCUACAUUGGAAAUAUCAACUACUACCACAACCCUCUACGGCAUGGUAAAUGGGCCGUCACUUAUGAGGAAUGGCCGGAAGAGGUGUAUCCGCCCUAUGCAAAUGGCCCUGGUUAUAUUCUGUCAUCUGACAUAGCAGAGUAUGUCGCAUCCAAGUUUAAGGAGCAUAAACUAAGGUUAUUCAAGAUGGAAGAUGUUAGCAUGGGAAUGUGGGUUGAAAAUUUCAACAGCUCGAGGCCGGUUGAGUAUGUGCACAGCUUGAAGUUCUGUCAAUUUGGAUGUGUUGAGGGUUAUUAUACUUCACACUACCAAUCUCCCAGACAGAUGGCCUGCUUAUGGGAAAAGUUGCAACUUCACGGGAUCCCCCGAUGCUGCAACAUCCGAUGACCCCCCCUUUGUGAUGAUGGAUGACUAUACGACAUUGUGACCUGUACAUAACCCAAGCCCUGAGCCUUGGGAUUGUUUCUGCUAAUUGUCAGUUCAUUCAUUUCCUGAUCCACCUUGUUUCAGGGCCCAUUUUUUGUAAUUGUUGUAGGACUAUGCAAAACUAAUAUCUACUGCGGUUGUAGACUUGUAGUUGAUAUCAGACAAUGUAACAUUAACAUCAGAAUUCUGAUGGACUUCGCCUCAUUCCACUUAUAGGCAUGUUUUAUUUUUCCA
Messenger RNA from Salvia hispanica, 2537 nucleotides. RefSeq names its product hydroxyproline O-galactosyltransferase GALT6-like. Gene Ontology annotation, molecular function: hydroxyproline O-galactosyltransferase activity; carbohydrate binding. Lineage: Eukaryota; Viridiplantae; Streptophyta; Magnoliopsida; Lamiales; Lamiaceae. The record is from RefSeq and is a predicted model, not a curated record. Gene Ontology annotation, cellular component: Golgi membrane.